AUGGCGGAAUUGCCAAAGACUAUCAAGGCAUGGAUCAUCACCCGUGCGGGUAAACCUACCGAUGUGCUAGAGCUUAAGACCAAUUGGCCGAUGCCCCCAUCUCCGAAGGCUGGGGAAGUCUUAGUCCGGGUAUCCUACGCGGCACUGAACCCCGGCGACAUCAAGAUGAUGGCUACCAUAAUACCGUGGAAAGGAAAGGCCAUCGCUGGAUAUGACUAUGCCGGCGAGGUAAUCCAACUGGGGUCAUCCGCUCACACCUCGGCCCCCGGAAUUCGGGUCGGGACGAUUGUGGCUGGAACCGUACCUCUCUCCAUGCUUUUGACUGGGUAUGGAACCUUGGUUGAAUACAUGAUCCUUCCAAUUGAUCAGAUCGUGGAAACGCCUAGCGGGCUAUCCGAGUCUGUCGCCGCCGGGAUCAUGGGAAUCGCGGGCCAAACAGCAGCAGCCAUAGUUACUGCUGCCGACUUGCAACAGGGGGACAAGGUGCUUGUAAAUGGGGCAAGUGGUGGUGUAGGUUCCAUCCUUAUCCAGGCGCUCCACGGAAUGGGCAUCCAGGUUAUGAGUGUUUGCUCGGCCAGGAAUUUGGACUUGGUCCUCCGGUUAGGUGGUGGGGAGGCCUUGGACUACAAUGCCCACGAAUCUACUUACGACUAUUUAUCCUCUAUCUCGGCAGAUCCAACAAGGGGUCAAUUCGAUGCAAUUAUAGACUGUGUCGGCGAUGACACACUAUUCCAUCGUUCUCCCGGCUAUCUCAAGGCUACUAGUAAAUUUUUCAGUAUAGAAGGAGGCCCAGUAGGCCACUUGACCCUGAAAAGAUUGCCAGUAAUUCUCGGAGGAACCCCAAGGACCUUUGUCAAUGUCUUCAGCAAGCCAAGUACGGCCUCUAUGAAUAUGGUCAUUGGCUGGGUUGAAAACGGUUGGAUAAAAGAGCUGCCCGUCGAUUCGACAUUCCAAAUGGACGAUGCUAUACAGGCAUUUGAGAAACUGGGAACAAACAGAGCAGUAGGAAAGAUCUUCGUGAAGGUCAAGUAG
Molecule: messenger RNA, 1032 nt
Organism: Clonostachys solani
Lineage: Eukaryota; Fungi; Ascomycota; Sordariomycetes; Hypocreales; Bionectriaceae
Source: the annotation of a GenBank genome assembly